This is a messenger RNA of Gasterosteus aculeatus aculeatus (three-spined stickleback), 1530 nucleotides long. Lineage: Eukaryota; Metazoa; Chordata; Actinopteri; Perciformes; Gasterosteidae. The record is from RefSeq and is a predicted model, not a curated record.
UCCGGAGUAGGUUUUGCAGGUUUCAGUUCAAAUGGAAGCCAGAGUCCUGUCAGUUUUGUGCACAUUCCUCUUUUGUUCUGUUGGAGUGGUUUUCUCCACACAGGGGCACAGAUAUCUUAAAGAGCACAAGUCCAGCCUGGCAUUCAGAAAUGUCUCGUUCAGUCAUCGCAGCAGAUAUCCUCUAUACAUGAUGCAGCUGUACCGCUCCUUCAAGAGCGCCGAUUUCCUAACAUCAUCAGCUGUCAACGCCGCUCCAGUGCAAGGACGAAACUCAUCAACGCACAGUUCUGACUCCGUCCUGAGUCUGAUGGGUAAAGGUUGCUAUCAAGUUGGUGAAAGAUGGACGGUCACGUUUGACAUGUCAUCCAUCUCUGCCAGUGAGCUUGUCCAGCUGGCAGAACUUCGCAUCAGACUACCUUCCUUCUCCGGCUCUAAGCGCGCCACAGUGGAUUUGUAUCACUCUCGAAAGCGGAGCUGUGACCCGGAGAGCGCUUUGUGCCGGGAUGAGCAGCUUUUCUUGGGGAGCUUUGGCACAUCAGCCAGCACCACAAAGAAAGGUUGGAGGGUUUUUAAUGUGACCGCUCUGUUAAAAUACUGGCUGUACCAGGGAGAAAGGGGGGCCGGCCAGGAGGCCUCGGGGGAACCUGAGUCGGACCACGGGAGCGGCAUCGGGGAUGUGGGUGAGAUCGCUGACAAGUUCCUCGUCAAAACUUCGAGGCAAAGAAAAAUAUACCAUCCGACCACAAACAGGGUCAUGAUGGUGAUCUUCUCCAAACAUAACUUGCCCCAGGAAGGACACACGGCUUACAGCCUCAUUCACACUGUGGAAAACUCCAAGUAUGUGACGAUGGACAGAGCCAGCAGUGACAGACAAAGUCGUCGUCACAAAAGGAACAGAAUGGAGAGGAUGAGAGUGGCGGCAGGAGCUUCACCUACUCCAGCAGCAGCAGCAGAGCCGGCCCAGAGGCCUCUGUGUCGGAAGGUGGACAUGUGGGUGGACUUCGAACACAUCGGCUGGGACGAGUGGAUUGUGCACCCUAAGCGCUACAAUGCAUUUCGCUGUGAGGGAGAGUGUCCAACACCACUGGACGACUCCUUCAACCCCACCAACCACGCGUACAUGCAGAGCCUCUUGCAAUAUCACCAUCCAGAAAGAGUGUCCUGCCCACACUGCGUGCCAACGCGCCUCAGCCCGCUCUCCAUGCUGUACUACGAGAACGACGAUCUGGCCCUGCGGCAUCACGAGGACAUGAUCGUUGAGGAGUGCGGAUGUCACUGAAGGCCGACGCGUCCCCGGUUUCACUGCGGCGCCGAGUGCGACUAUUGACGGAGCACAAUCGUGAACUUUAGCUCAACUGCUUCUGUCUCCGUCCGUUGAAUUUGAAUAUAUUUCAUCCAUACUGGGUGGUUCGCAAUAGCCUGUAUCUUUAGUAUGAUAAGCAAAUGUUAUAUGUUGUGUCUAUUUAUACAUUAUAAUGUAUGUUUUGUACAUAAAAUAUGAAAGCAUAAAUUAAAACAUUAUUUCCACAU